Molecule: messenger RNA, 1375 nt
Organism: Sesamum indicum (sesame)
Lineage: Eukaryota; Viridiplantae; Streptophyta; Magnoliopsida; Lamiales; Pedaliaceae
Product: protein trichome birefringence-like 34
Cellular component (GO): Golgi apparatus
Molecular function (GO): O-acetyltransferase activity
Source: RefSeq, a predicted model, not a curated record
GAUGAAACGGAGAAUAGAAGAAGGAAAAAUGGCUCUUAAAACAUGGAAGAAUAUGGUGAAGUUCCCUCACCUGGCAAGUCUCGUCCUCCUGGCCUUACUCGCUGUUGCUAUUCAUCUAACACGCAACAAAGGGAACGACGCAGUCCAGCUAGAAAACCAAGUCUUGCUCAAAGAAGACAGUAGUAAGAAUGAUUCAGCUCCAGGAUGCAACUUGUUUUCAGGCAGAUGGGUAUACGACAACGUGUCGUACCCUCUUUACAAGGAGAGACAAUGUUCUUUCAUGGAGUAUGAUUUUGCUUGUGAGAUAUCUGGGAGACAGGACCUAAAGUACCAAAACUGGAGAUGGCAACCUCAUCUUUGUGACCUUCCCAGGUUUAAUGGGACGGCGUUGUUGGAGAAAAUAAGGGGGAAAAAGCUUGUGUUCGUGGGAGAUUCCUUGAAUAGAAACCAAUGGAGAUCGAUGCUUUGCCUGAUUGAAUCAUAUCUUCCUCCAUCAUCAAAGAAAUCAGUGAAAUUGACCGGCAACUUGUACUCCUUUCACUCCACUGAAUAUAAUGCGACAAUCGGGUUUUAUUGGGCGCCAAUGCUCGUGGAAUCGAACUGUGAUGACGCAGUGACCCACCGCGUGCGGCCUCGUAUUGUUCGAAUUAAGUCAAUAGAAACCCACGGCAGGCAUUGGAUUGAUGCAGAUGUACUGGUGUUUGACUCCUUUACUUGGUGGAUGGAUCCGAUGAUGACAAUCUUGUGGGGAUCAUUUGAGAGCCCUGAUGCAAUAUACAAAAAAGUCGAAAUGAAGCUGCGUCGGUAUGAAAUUGCAUUAAGCACUUGGUCAGAUUGGCUGGAAAUUCACAUCAAUCGAACCAAAACCAAGUUGUUCUUCAUGAGCCUCUCACCUUAUCCUUUAGGAAAUACAGUAUGGAGCACGGACGACAGCUGCCACAACAAAAGUGAGCCAAUCUUGGACGACAGGUACUGGGCAAGUGCUGCAAACCGCAGCAUGAUGCAAAUAGUGGAAUCAACGAUAGAGAAGCUGGAGGAAAGAGGGUUGAAAGUAGAAUAUCUCAACAUAACGCAGCUGUCGGGUUACAGGGAAGAUGCCCAUCCAUCCAUCUUUAGAACCUUUUGGGGUACACUAACCAAUGAGGAAGUUAAAAACAACGUCCAAAGAUAUGCGGAUUGUAUGCAUUGGUGUCUUCCAGGAGUGCCUGAUGUUUGGAAUCAGAUCCUUUAUGCCUAUAUUAUGAGAUCCUGAUACCUUUAUAUAUGCAUAUGAAUAUGAUUGUUUCUGCUUCCGCAGCCUGCUUUGAUUAGGCCUCAAUAGUUCUGCAUCUGUACACGAGAAGUUGUUGAAAUGGAAAAAUUGACCUUCUCUUUA